UGAUACACAAACGGAUGAUCUGACAUUGGAGUUCAGACGCGACAUAUGCGGGACGUUUUGGCCGAAUUUGGCCAAUAAUGUCAGACGCAACAAUGGAGCCGUCGCAAAAGUUAGGAACAAAGUUCACUGACUUGGAGAUGGAGCAUCCCGUAGACAGAGAGAUCACAAUACCAGGGGCUUCUGAAGAUGAUUCCGAACUAUCAACAUUAGAUGAGCCAGUGAGAAUUACAGUUAUGAGAGAUUUGAGAGCAGUUGGAGUGAAGUUGUUCCACGUCUUGUACCCAAAACAGAGCAAAGCUCUGCUGAAAGAUUGGGACCUGUGGGGUCCACUCGUGCUGUGCACAGUGUUUGCAAUGCUACUUCAAGGUUCCUCAAGUUCUGGUGACAAGGAGCCGAAGGGAACAGCCAUUGAAGCUCAGUUCUCAGAGGUAUUUGCUCUCAUUGCCUUCGGUGCCAUCAUGGUGGCUCUAAACUCCAAGCUACUCGGGGGAGUCAUUUCCAUCUUCCAGAGUGUGUGCGUGCUGGGUUACUGCAUCCUACCCUUAGUCAUCAGUCUCAUCAUCUGCCGGCUCAUCAUGCUCAGCGAGGACUCCACCUUGCUGUUCAUCAUUCGACUAGUGCUUGUCAUCUGUGCUUUCAUCUGGUCUACAUUUGCAUCUCUGGCAUUCCUGGCCGACAGCCAACCACAGCACAGGAAGCUCCUGGCUGUCUAUCCCAUCUUUCUCUUCUACUUUGUGAUUGGCUGGUUGAUCAUCUCACGCAGCGCCGGCUGAGUCUGCAACCUGUAGCAGAUCCUGUUUCAUUAGUCCUUUCACAGAUAUGGCAGACACAAUAGGAAGGUGUUACAGUCGACUCUCAUCAUAGAGGGCACUGUCACAAUAAAACAUCGUUAUGAAGAGCAAAUUCUCAGGUCCCCAUACUCUUGCAUUGUUUGCAUUUCUACAGUCCGUCUGGGUCACAGCAAGGUACAUGUAAUUGGUUGGCCCAAGCAAUCUUCUCAUCUGCCCCGAGUUGAAGUGCACCCUCACUGGCAAAAGAAAGACAGUCUGGUACGAAGUUUUCUAACCGGGUUCUUGUACGUGUUCGGCGUGCACGCGAAGACCAUACAUUCCAGAAUAAAUUUGUUGCGUAUAUACUCGGCAUGCUUUGCAUCAACUAUGAUGUGACUUUGUACCAAAGGACUGUCCGUUUUAUUUAAAAGCACGCCCUCUUUUGUUUCCGCUUGGAGUGGGUGAUGAGAGUUGACUUUAUUUAGUGUCAGACCUGUACCAGCAUUCCAAACAGGUUGAGUUUAAAAUAGUUUACUCCACCCCCAUGGGCUCGGUGAAUAGAGGAGUGUUUGUUAUUGAGCAACCAUUUUUUGCUUAGCAGCAGUCCCCUUAAGACUGGCCCACAACGUGUUUGCAAGUUUGCACAAGUUCUUUAGCAAGUGAGCUCAAUUUUUAUACAAAAAUUGAGGUGAUGCUAGUGAGGGUGCACUUCAAUUUUUCAUACAAAAAUUGACUACUUUGAGUGGUGCACAUGUACUGGCCUCCUGAGAUGAUCCACUGAGCAUUCUGUUAUUUUCCGUAAAAUAACCAAGGGAGGCUAGUUUUACGACAUCACGAGAUAAAGUGGGCAGUAUUCGUUUUAUAAAACCUCUCACAAAUUCUGUAAUUUGAUCGUAAUACACAAGUUAAAUAAUAUGAAUACAAAAUUUUAUGAAAAUUCACCAGAACAUUUCUAAAAAAAAAAAAAUCCUCGUCACAAAAUGCUUGAAUUCAGCUCGGUCGUGCUAGCACCUUGGAACGUGGGCAAUGCAUGUGCAUACCGUGCCUGUGAUCAUACUGUGAUGUAGUCUACCACGUGAAGCCUAGCCAGGCCCUGAGGCAUGGUUGCAUCAGUGGUUAUAACAUUUUUCAUAAUUAAAUACAGAGGGAACCUUUGGCAUGAACAUAACUUUACUAGAUGGGAGAGUUUAAGUCAACUAAAGAUGCAACGAAUGACAAACUGUGAAAGAUUAUUGAAUUAUGUAAAAUAAGUUGGACUUGGGUAGUUGAAUGGGCCAGUAUUGCGCGUGUGCAUUAGUUGGCUGGUGGUCAGGCUGUGGCUCUCACCUGAACUUCCCCCUUGUUUGUACGUGAGAUUGCAAUAGCAUUUUUGCUAAUCUGGUACUAGUGGGAUUGAGUACUAGUGUCGAUACCAGGUUCAUGGUGCUAGGUGACACUCUAAAGUCCCCUGACCUUCGAGGAGGGGUGCUUAUACAUAUAUAUCGCGUUUACAAUGUAAUUCUGUUGCACCCCGACGCGACUAUAGCGCGAAGUUCGUGCAUGAGCUAAUGGGCACCUGUAAUUGGUAGAAAGUGUGUAGGAUGCAGUCAUUAACCAGUUUUGGGUCUUAUGCUAUACGUGUACUUGGGGCCUAACACUUUUUCUGUGGUUGUCAUAUCCAAAGAAGGUAAAUUAGCAUUUGGACAUCUCGUAAGCUGAUGAAAUAUGUCUGUGUGUAGUGCUUAAGAAUUGCAAGUUACUUGCGUGACAUUAAAGAGUGUCAGUACGUGGAUGUAAGAUAUUAAAGAUUGAAUAUUCAUGUCUUUCUCAAGCGUAUAAUAUCAUGUGUAAAUCUGAUAGAGUUUUAAAAAAUAUUAGCCUCAAUUUAUUAACUUUGUCAGUACAAUUUAUUCAGUUUAGUAUUCAGGGAAAAGGUACUUAUUUUACAUGUACUGGUGUAUUUAGUUCAUUUGUUACCUUUUGUGCAAUAUGUAAUGUGUAGUAAAUAAACCAAGGGCUUAUGCUUUGUACACGCA
Messenger RNA from Acanthaster planci (crown-of-thorns starfish), 2785 nucleotides. RefSeq names its product protein YIPF6-like. Lineage: Eukaryota; Metazoa; Echinodermata; Asteroidea; Valvatida; Acanthasteridae. The record is from RefSeq and is a predicted model, not a curated record. Gene Ontology annotation, biological process: endoplasmic reticulum to Golgi vesicle-mediated transport. Gene Ontology annotation, cellular component: membrane; trans-Golgi network.